UUGGCCGAAUGAAGAAACUGAUCCUGAAGCGCCUCAACCCUACGACUCCUUCGAAGGAGGAAGGCGAAGCUCCCCCUCACCAUCAACCAUGCAGCCCUGGAUCAAGUGCAGUAGUGGCACCGUAUAUGACACCCAGAGAGUCCUAUGAGCUGGGCAUGCGCUCUCAGCCAGCAUGGGAGGAGAAACUGGAAGUGUUCGUAAGGGAGGAUGGUGAACGAGGGGUUAGAGCACUCACCGCGUUCCGAGAUGGAGAGUUCCUCUGUGAGUUCGAGGCAAAUCUUUUGUCGAAGGCCCAGUGUGAGAAGGCAGAGAAAGAAUACGAGGCAGAUGGGAAACCUGUCUACAUCCUU
Messenger RNA from Geodia barretti, 350 nucleotides. The record is from the annotation of a GenBank genome assembly. NCBI's taxonomy places the organism in Eukaryota, Metazoa, Porifera, Demospongiae, Tetractinellida, Geodiidae.